Messenger RNA from Amoebophrya sp. A120, 1920 nucleotides. The record is from the annotation of a GenBank genome assembly. Lineage: Eukaryota; Dinophyceae; Syndiniales; Amoebophryaceae.
AGAAGACACUCCGCAAGCCGAGUACAUUUCCGGGCUGAUAAGCGUUCCUACUCGUAUGGGAGAGCUGAGCAGAUGGCUUCGGGGGCAAGAUCAGGAACGCGAGGGCGCGCUACCCACGGAGAGCGGAGCUUCGUCGCGAUCGAACGCCGACGGCAAGGUCACACAGUAUCUUCUGAACAUGCGAAAGUUUCAGCGCGCCAGAGCGAUUUGCCGUCUCGUGGAGCGAGAAGAGUGGGGCGCGAAGCCUACCCAGAUGAGCCCAGGGGCUGUCUCACUUGCAUCUGCGUGGGCUCUGUGAUGUGUAGCGAUGCCACUGCGCCUUUCUAUCAGAUGCAUGCAAAGGAACUCAAAGUUGCAAGAAACUGCACCUGGCUAGGUCGUAGGUUUUGUGCUAGAAAGGCGUCGCAGAGGAAGCGACUUAUGAACAUGAUUUGCAAAUUUAAGUGCGCACGCGCUACAGGCAUGCCGUGUCUUACUUCAGAAAUUCCUGUGUGGAAGUGAAAGGGCAGGCAGAGAAGAAAAACACAAAUCAAUCGCAAGCACCAUGCGAGAGCAGUAGCGGCUGGGGUUUUCGUGUUGAUAAUCCUGCUAGCCGAAGUGUGUUCAGAUGGAUGGAAGGACCACAAGCUUUCGCGUGUACCACUGGCAUUCGAACUGGAUGUGGACAUCCGAAUGCGCCCGACGCAGAUUGACGUUGCGCAGGAACUGCUCGACGGUAAGACCGACAGGCUGAUCGAGUUCAGUAUGGGAGAAGGGAAGACGUCGGUGGUGAUGCCUGUUUUGCUUGCCGCCGCAACGAGAAAAGGGCAGCUCAACCGAGUCACCGUCUUGCAACACUUGCUGGGGACGAAUCUGCGACAGUGGCAAAGCAAGCUCGGCGGUGUUUUAGACUUUCGACUGCAGCCCCUGCACUUCGACCGGAGCCGGCACUUUUCGGCGGAUGGGGUUGCUGGCGUGUUACAGAUGUUGCAGAGUUCGUGCGACAGCGGCAACACUGUCCUGGUGAUGUGUCCGAGCGACCGACUUGCCCUGGAGAACAAGCGCAGCGAGCUUGCAGCUGCGCUUCAUAUGACUGGCGACGGAGAGGCGGAGCCAGAAAGUCCAGUAGUCAGCGCCGAUGCUGCGGAGAACAAGGACGACAUCAGACUACUGCAGCUCGCGCAAUUUCUAGACGACAAUGUACAGCGGGAUUUCUAUGAAAUUCAACCUUGGGCUUCUCAUUUACUCAACAGCUGAGAAAUCGCAUUAAAACUUGUGCAGCGUUAUCUAAGUUGUUCCUGGCGCCAGCAGUAAGCAGCUCCUGGUCCUAGCACCGGUGUGGCAAAGUCGGUUUUCUAGAAAAAUAUAUUUGCAUACGGAAUUUCAGUGAAAGUAAGAAGCUUGGUGAUUUUCCUGCAUACCCUUAUCGACGAAAGUGAUCAAGUUUUGGGAACACGAACGCAGUUAGUCUAUCCGAUCGGUUCUUACACUGCCCUAGCAGGUGGCGUAGACAGGUACGAAGCGGCAAUGACGUGUCUACGCCUUCUCAGCGAUGCGGGCCAGCAGUUGCAGAACGAAUGGACCAGCCAAGUCGUCGAACUCGCGGACGAGAAGACAGCCGUUUCGGGCUUUUCGUAUCGGGCAGUGAGACUUUUAGAUCACCCGAACCAGUCGCGCGCGUACGAAAGUCUCAAGCAGAUGAUCGCCAAUAAGGUAGCGGAGGAGAUCGUGGCAGAGACGUCCGCUGCUCACUUCACACCGGCGGAGCGGAGUGCCUUUCUGAGCGCAGUCAUUUCGGAAGAUCCUGUGCCGCACCUCGCAACUUUACCGACGCAAAGUCUGAGGAAUCGCGCCUGCAUUUUUCACGGACUCUUGACGCAUGGCGUGCUGCUUAUCGCACUCACGAAGCGGCAUCGUGUUCAGUACGGCGCGAACCCGCAC